ACUCAUGGCACACACGUCCAAGACAGUUUUGAAGGCCACAUCAACGUGUCGCUUUAACACAACCAACUCUUGUUGCAUCGCACCAGCAAUCGCAUCGCAAGCUUAUCUUCCCCCACCACCCAAUGCCGCGCCGCGCUCAUGCUCAUGCCGCCGUCGCCGCGCACUUGCUGGUGUCGGCGUUCGUUGCGGCGGCGGCGGCGGCGGCGGCGACGUACAAUGUCAUCGACUAUGGCGCGGUGGGCGACGACGGCGGGGUGACGGACAGCGCGCGGGCGUUCGAGGCCGCGUGGGCGGCGGCGUGCGCGGGCGACGCGGCGGCGGCGGCGGCGACGGUGGUCGUGCCGGCGGGCGGGGUGUACCUGGUGUCCAGGGCGAGGUUCGCCGGGCCGUGCCGGAGCGGCGCGGUGGCCGUGAACAUGACGGGCGCCACGGUGGUCGCGCCCGUGCCGUACGCCGGCGUGCAGCUGUGGAUCGUGUUCCAGGACGUGGACGGCGUGUCCGUCGCCGGCGGGACGCUGGACGGCCGCGGCCGCGCGCUCUGGGCGUGCCGGCGCGCACGCCGCCCCGACUGCCCGCCCGCCACGAGGUCGCUGACGAUAUACCGGUCGAGGAACGUGGCGGUGCGCGGGCUGACGUCGCGGGACAGCGCCGGGAUCCACAUCACCGUGCAGGCGAGCGCCGGCGUGGCGAUCGUGGACACGGUGGUGUCGGCGCCGGGGCGCAGCCCCAACACCGACGGCAUCCACAUCAAGCAGUCCACCGGCGUGACCGUCCGCAACGCCGUCAUCGGCACCGGCGACGACUGCGUCUCCAUGGUCGAGGGCUCCUCCGACGUCCUGAUCGAGGCCGUCACUUGCGGCCCCGGCCACGGCAUCAGCAUCGGGAGCCUGGGGGACACGCCGGAGCAGGUGGCGGUGCGGAACAUCACCGUGAAGGGCGCGGCGCUCGCCGGGACGACGAACGGGCUGCGGAUCAAGACGUGGGCGAAGGCGAACGCCGGCGCGGUCGCCGGCGUCUCCUUCUCCGGCGUCGUCAUGCGGAACGUCAGCAACCCGAUCAUCGUCGACCAGAACUACUGCCCCGGCAACGCCAGCUGCCCAACCGAGGGGUCGGGGAUCGAGAUCAGCGGCGUGUCGUACACGGACAUCGAGGGGACGUCGGCGACGGCGACGGCGGUGAGGUUCGACUGCAGCCCGAGCCGGCCGUGCGCCGGGAUCGCCAUGAGGGACGUCCGGCUGAGGUACCAGCCACCGGCGGCGGCGGCGGAGGAGGAGCAGCCGGCGGCGUCGUUCUGCCGGAACGCGCACGGGGUGGCGUUUGGGGACGUCGAUCCACCGAGCUGUCUAACCGAGUAGAGAUCAAAAUGUUGGUUGACUUUUGUCAGAGACGGUUGACUAGCUUCCGUCAAGAUCAAGAAACGUAAAGCGUGACAGUUGCCUGACGAGUCAAUAUUUUAUUACGGGUUGUUACGAAUACAGAAAGAGGAAAAGAAAAACUUUAUAUGGGCCGGCUCAUUUGUGCCCGCCAUUUCUA
Molecule: messenger RNA, 1533 nt
Organism: Oryza sativa Japonica Group (Japanese rice)
Lineage: Eukaryota; Viridiplantae; Streptophyta; Magnoliopsida; Poales; Poaceae
Product: polygalacturonase
Biological process (GO): carbohydrate metabolic process
Molecular function (GO): polygalacturonase activity
Source: RefSeq, a predicted model, not a curated record